Messenger RNA from Necator americanus (New World hookworm), 450 nucleotides. RefSeq lists its product as uncharacterized. The transcript has a single exon. Bases 1 to 450 code for a protein of 149 amino acids. NCBI's taxonomy places the organism in Eukaryota, Metazoa, Nematoda, Chromadorea, Rhabditida, Ancylostomatidae. The record is from RefSeq and is a predicted model, not a curated record.
AUGUCGGUAAGAAAUCGUACGUCACCCAGUCCUAACAGGAUAAGAGCCGAACAUCUGAAGAACCUUCCGCCAGUACUCAUCAAUACCCUGGCGAGGCUCUUUAUACGUUACCUGUCGGAAUGCAAGGUUCCUAAACAGUGGAAGACCAGCAAGACCGUGUUGUUGUAUAAGAAGGGAGAUCCACAUGACAUUGGCAACUAUCGAUGCUUGCUAUCCGUCAUCUACAGGCUCUUUACAGGAGUGAUCCUAAACGGGAUUGAAAAGUUUUGGAUGAAGGACAGCCAUGCGAACAAGCAAGGUUUCGAAAAGAAUUCUGCACAAUUGACCACAUUCACACUGUUUCCAAACUCAUCACGAAAAGAUAUCACGAGAUUACGGGAUUCCGCCCUUCUCACCCUCAUCGACUUGAAAAAGGCCUCCGAAACAACUGAGGCGGAAGCGGUCAUUUAA